Cuscuta campestris is the source of this 1384-nucleotide messenger RNA. Lineage: Eukaryota; Viridiplantae; Streptophyta; Magnoliopsida; Solanales; Convolvulaceae. The record is from the annotation of a GenBank genome assembly.
CAGUCCACAAGUCAACGGAAACCUCUUCUUCCUCCUCCUCCUCCUCCUCCUCACUCACACAGAUGGGCUGCGUCUCCUCCAAGAUCGCAAGGAAGAAGGAAUUCAAACGAGAAUCCCAAUUCGGAAACCCCAACGUUUCCAACCACCACGUGGUCUCCCUCACUUCCAGCACCUACGGCCUCCUCCGACUCGACCACGAAGACUGCGUCAAGAAACCGCCGCCGCCGGAAGAAGAUCAAGCGGCGGCCGAGGUGAUCAAUGCUUGGGAGCUCAUGGAAGGCCUCGACGAAUCAGCAGAGCCCCCCUCCGUUGUUGUUCAGUCCCGGAAAAGCCCGAAGUCCCGAGUCCUUGUCGAUUACAGGAAAAGAAGCCCUUUGAAGCUCUUCAAUCAAAUUGGGUCUCCCAAGACGUUUAAUAAGCGGUUCGGAGGAGGAAAAGAGAACAGCCCCACCCCCGGACGAGCCAAUUCUGGGAAAACAGAGUCCAGCCCGAAAACUGUGGUUCCUAAAUUGUACAGAUGGAGCGAGAGAGUUUCAGGUAAGGGCAGUCCGGAUGCUGCCCGAGCCCCGUCUCGGGCAGCAGCCAGGAGUUUGUUCGAUCCAGAAAUGCCCGCAGUUUCAAGAAAAUCUUCUGACGAAGUCAUCAGGAAGUUUCAGAGAAUCUGCCCGCCGGGCGGUGAGAAUGCGGUGGUUAUUUACACCACCACACUGAGGGGCAUACGGAAGACGUUCGAGGACUGCAACGCUGCCCGAUCCGUCCUCCGGUCACACGAGGUUCGGGUGUACGAGCGAGACGUGUCGAUGCAUUCUGGGUUCAAGGAGGAGGUGAGAGCACUGAUGGGCACAAAUGAGGUGAGGGUGCCCUUAGUUUUUGUGAAGGGGAUGCUGAUUGGUGGGGCGGAUGAGAUUUCCAAGCUGGAGGAGGAGGGCACAUUGGGGAAUUUGCUGGAAGGGAUCCCGAGGGCGGUCGGGGGCGGCUGCCGCGGCUGCGGCGGUGUCCGGUUUUUGCUGUGCAGGGGAUGCAGUGGGAGCUGUAAGGUGUUGGGGGAGGAUGGGAAGAGCAGUGUCAAGUGUGGAGAGUGCAAUGAGAAUGGGCUGAUCCUAUGUCCCAUUUGUUGUUAAUUAUGAAUGCUAAUCACUUUUUUUUAGGUUGACCCGUUUAAUUAUGGUUCUUUGUUACAGAUAUUGGAGGGAAGAAGAAUUGUUGAUUUUGUAUUUGGGCUAUAUAUAAAUUCAUUCACACGUUUAGAUAAUGUUUCUCUCUUAGAAAAAAUUGUUUUAGACUUCUAGGGGCUUUUGUCCUUUUUAUCUUCUCGCCCGUCCAACAAAUUUUUAUCACCAUAAUUUAAGACUAAGAGCACCGGAAAUAUAGUGAAAUUAUGGGG